Molecule: messenger RNA, 2796 nt
Organism: Procambarus clarkii (red swamp crayfish)
Lineage: Eukaryota; Metazoa; Arthropoda; Malacostraca; Decapoda; Cambaridae
Product: chondroadherin
Cellular component (GO): extracellular matrix
Molecular function (GO): protein binding
Source: RefSeq, a predicted model, not a curated record
CUCUAACCAGUGUUGUGGUGACCUCUAACCAGUGUUGUUGUGACCUCUAACCAGUGUUGUGGUGACCUCUAACCAGUGUUGUGGUGACCUCUAACCAGUGGUGUUGUGACCUCUAACCAGUGUUGUUGUGACCUCUAACCAGUGUUGUGGUGACCUCUAACCAGUGUUGUUGUGACCUCUAACCAGUGUUGUGGUGACCUCUAACCAGUGUUGUGGUGACCUCUAACCAGUGGUGUUGUGACCUCUAACCAGUGUUGUGGUGACCUCUAACCAGUGUUGUGGUGACCUCUAACCAGUGUUGUGGUGACCUCUCACCAGUGGUGGUGUCACCAGUGUUGACCUGACUCCAUAUUAGUGUUUUCCUGGUAUGACCUGACCUUCUUUCUGGAUCCAACACCUUUAUACGUCACUGCUAAUUCUCAAUCUGUCUGUGUCUGUUUGUACCUGUCUGUACCUGUCUGUGUCUGUCUGUCUCUCAGUGAGACGGUGUUCAAAAGCGCGCGGCUGGACUGGAAAGCUUCCGGCUCAGUACUGCUGCUGGCGGAUGUGAUCAACCAUCACCAGAUUAUAAUUUCAUAACACACUAAUAACCGUGUCCUUGACCGUCAUUUCAAAGAACCUGCGAUACUGGAAGUAGUCUUGAACGGUUCAUCACCACCUUGUUCUUGGAGGCAGGAGUCCCUGGUCCUGGAAGGGUCUUACACCUCUGGAACUGAGCUGUAAUCUUCCAGCAGAUCUUCCAGCAAUGAAGGUGUUGAUGGCUGUGCUGGCGGUGAUGGGCCUGGCAGUGCCAGCAGUGAUGGCGGGCACAGUGCCACCCGUCACUGAGAAGGUUCCCGUCAUCUGUGCCACAUGCGAGUGCCUUGGCACAGUGCCCUUCGACGUGGACUGCACUACAACAGAGUUGCGUGAGGUACCGGACCUGUCCGUCAACAACUUCACCUUCCCCUGGGAGCUGGACUUCGCUAACAAUAUCAUCUACGAGGUUCCUCAGCUGCCUCUCCUCCACAACUUGCUCAGCUUAAGCUUCAAGAGGAACCAUGUGAGGAAGAUAGCAGACGGAGCCUUUAUGAACCUGCCGGACCUCAAGGAUCUGUCCUUCCAGUUCAACAACUUGACGGAGGAGUCUCUGCUUGAGGACGUCUUCAAGGGGAACUACAACUCCACCUACCCCGAGCCCCUACCCCUGGAGAAGCUGGACCUGAGCUACAACAAUAUCAGGUCCCUGAGGCGUAACGCCUUGCGCCACCUUCCCUUCCUCAAGCAUCUCUUCCUCUCCCACAACCCCAUUGAAGACAUCACCUGGAACAUGGCUGCUGCCAUCACCGAACUUCACAGCCUGGAGGAGCUGGACCUCUCACAGACGGGCCUCAACCGCCUGCCGUCCCACUUCCUGGCAGACCUAACGAAGCUGCGGGUGCUGACGCUGGCGGGGAACCAGUUCACGUCCGUGCCGUCGGAGGUGCAGUACGCCCACACUCUCGUGCAUCUCAACCUGAAUGCCAAUCCUAUUGUGACGGUGAUGGCGGGAGACUUCCAGGAAGGCUUGAGCACACUGCAGGUGCUGGAAAUGAGCGCAAUGCCGGCCCUGAGAAACGUAGGAGUGAACGCCUUCACCAGCCUGAGGGGGUUGCAGGUCCUGAAGAUGUCUGACAACCCUCAACUCUCCGUCAUCGACAGGAAGGCCUUCCGCGUCACCCAAGACGACGACCUGGCUCUUCAACAGAUCCACAUCCAGAACAACAACUUGAUGGUUCUGGAGGAGGAGCUGCUGCCGUGGCUCGCGCUCACAUAUGUGGACAUCCAGAACAAUCCCUGGAACUGUGAUUGUAACUUCCGGUGGGUAGCGGAGACCCUGCUCCCAGACCUGGAGGCCAAGAACCCUCAGACCACACUCAGUAUACUGUGCGCCGAGCCAAUUGCGGAUCGCGCCAAUCGCGUUGCGGACCUGCUGGGCCGCGCCCAUACCUUCGAGUGCGGCGCCCCUCGCCCCUUCGUCAGUGAAGAGGGCCACUAUGGUGUCCUCAUCGUCAGUUCCAUCGUCGUCGGCGUCCUCUUGCUCUUCACUGGCACCCUCGUCUUCACCUACGUCCUCUUCAGGAGAACCAGGACGAGGCAGAUGUUCGGAGACAGCGUCAAGUACCGGAGAGCUUACAACGACGACGUGGACACUAUGAACCAGACCGUCCACUCCUAGACCGUGCGACCCUCCUGGAGGGGUGGGGGCGGGGGAAGGGACUUGCCGGAGUGCUGGAGGGCGGCCUGGAAGACAACGCCUGGCUGUCUGGGACCUUCAGCAUCCACCUGAGAGGAUCGUCAACUACCCCAAGUCUUCAUCUUCCUGAAGCCAUUUUGAAACACUUGAGGACCCCCUUAAAACGCGGGAACCACGGGAGGCGUUGUGGUCUUUUUUGGUCUGGUAGGGACGCGAGUCUUAUUUUCCUCGGCGUCACCCCUUUUAUAUAAAAGGAACCAUCGGAAAUGCAUCCGAGGUGCCGUGUGGCUUGUCGCCUCCUCGUGUAUAUAUACUUUGGUCAUCCCUCUUUGACUUGGUGCUUUCUCCUUGGUAGUUCCCUCGCCCCUUAGCCAGGAUUCUUCAAGUGUUUAGGCAUCUAGUUGCGAAACCUGUACAUCUUUCCUAAAUAAUGGUGGCUUAGUUUUACGCUAAUGAAUGAAAACUAUGUCGCCAUUAUCGAAGGAAGACCUACAGGUUCCGUGAGUGACUGUGUAAAUGGUUGAUAAAUUCUGCCUCCCUUCUCCCACUUUAACUCCAUACCCCCCCCCCACCCCAUAGCC